CGUUGAAGUCCGUUCAAGUUCAUAUCGGGUAAAGCGCUUCUCACAGGUACCGCUACUCCUCUAAAGCAAGUCAGACUGAGUCACGCUCGGUCACUUAAGGAUUUUGACAAAACUGACAGUUAAGCGGGCUUUUAUCUAUAGUGCUGGUAAAAACACAGAAUGGCUGCACUGCGUCGUCUGAAGCAGUGCCACUCCGCGGGCAUCACUAUCUCUCAACUUCACACAAGCAGCCGUGUCUUUGCCAAACAGCAUUACAAAAUGCUAGUGCUUGGAGGAGGGAGUGGGGGAAUUGCAAUGGCUGCUCGAAUGAAGAGGAUGAUGGGAGCUGAGAGCGUGGCUGUUGUGGAGCCCAGUGAGAUGCACUACUAUCAGCCGAUAUGGACCCUGGUUGGUGCUGGUGCGAAAACUGUCGGCUCAUCAGGUCGGCCAACAGCAAAUGUUAUGCCAUCAGGGGUGAAGUGGGUGAAAUCUAAAGUUCAGGAAAUAAAUCCAGAUACAAAUACUGUCCGCACAGAUGAUGGCACUGAAAUCUCUUAUGAGUAUUUGAUUGUGGCUCUUGGUUUACAACUCCAUUAUGAGAAGAUAAAAGGACUACCACAGGGGUUUGAACAUCCAAAUAUUGGGUCAAACUACUCAGUUCAAACUGUGGAGAAAACAUGGAAGGCACUGCAGAACUUCAAAGAAGGCAACGCUGUGUUCUCUUUCCCAAAUACUCCUGUGAAAUGUGCUGGAGCACCUCAGAAGAUCAUGUACCUCUCAGAUGCUUUUCUCAGAAAGACAGGAAAAAGGGCAAAGGCCAAUUUAAUCUACAACACAUCCCUACCUGUACUCUUUGGGAUCAAGAGAUACGCUGACUCUCUUUGGGACAUUGUGAAACAACGCGACCUACAAGUGAACCUUAGACAUAACCUGAUUGAAGUGCGGGCAGACAAGAAAGAAGCUGUGUUUGAAAAUCUUGAUAAACCAGGCGAAACCAAGGUGUUUGAGUAUGAAAUGCUUCAUGUCACACCACCAAUGGGACCUAAUUUGGUGGUAAAAGGCAGCCCACUGUCUGAUGAGGCUGGCUGGUUGGAUGUAAACAAAGACAACCUACAGCAUAAGAAGUAUCCAAACGUGUUUGGGAUAGGAGACUGUACCAACCUGCCCACAGCUAAAACGGCUGCUGCUGUCGCUGCACAGUCUGCUAUCUUAAACAGAACCAUCAGCAAAAUUCUGAAAAAUGAGAAGCCUGAUAAGAAGUAUGAUGGCUACACCUCAUGUCCAUUGGUUACAAGCUACAACACAGUCAUUCUGGCAGAGUUUGACUACAAUGGACAACCACUGGAAACAUUCCCCAUCAACCAAGCCAAGGAAAGAAGAAUAAUGUACUACAUGAAAGCUGAUGUGAUGCCUCACCUCUAUUGGCAUGGUCUUCUCACGGGCCUAUGGGGUGGACCAGGACCAUACAGGAAACUCCUACAUCUCGGAAUGAAAUGAAACCUCACCAUCAGUUUGCAUGUUAAGAGUUAAAUUUCCUAAAUCUUUCAUAAUCUCUAAAAGAGUAGGAGCACAAAGUGGGUACUACAUUGGUUAUAUGAUCAGAGCAUGGAUCAAGUGGCGCUUUUGAUGUUACCGUAGAAUAAAAAGACUCCUUGUAAUUAUAAAGGGUUGCUUAAAGUGCAGAAUCUGCUGAGAAUUAACACUCAAGUCUUGCUGCUUUCCUCAAACCCAUUAUUCACCCAGCAAUGAGGAUUUUAUGGGAGCCUAGAACGAAAUUUUGCUGGAGAUUACUCCAUGUGCCAGUAUAUUUUUAGAAGCCAGUAGAUUUCAUAAACAACACACAGCCAAGUUGGAGUUAGUUGGACUCUUGCAAUGUUUACUCAGCUUCUCUGCAGGGUGUACAGUCCAUGUUGCCCACAUUAAUCCAAUUAACUGACCCAAAAUUGCUAUAAAAAAAUUGUGACCGCUUUGCCUUUUAUGUGCUAAUUGAAGUAUAAAUGAGCAAAGCAAAAUGUUGAUAUACACUUCUGUUUUGGUAUGAUUACGAUUGAUUGUUUUUGCAGGAUGUUGAGGAUUUGUGCUACCAGAAGGCUUGUAUGAAUAGUUAUUUUGGGGAAUGACUGACCAUUCAAUUUACCAUGAGUGCUUUUUCUUAAAUGUGAAAAUCAAUGUCAGGGAUAGUUUUGUACGGAAUGAUUGUAUUUUUUUAUAUCAAUGAUUAACAUCUCGAUGAUAGUCGGUGCUAACAUUAUUGUUGCCUUUUAUUCAAAAAAAUGACUGUACACUUAUAAAUAUUCUGUUAUUAUGCUACUGAGGUCAAACUGACAUUGCUGAUGACAAAUAUAUGAUCAUAAAUAUAUUUUCAAUAUAG
Molecule: messenger RNA, 2350 nt
Organism: Thunnus maccoyii (southern bluefin tuna)
Lineage: Eukaryota; Metazoa; Chordata; Actinopteri; Scombriformes; Scombridae
Gene: sqor
Product: sulfide quinone oxidoreductase
Exons: 10
Coding region: 160-1476 (438 amino acids)
Cellular component (GO): mitochondrion
Molecular function (GO): sulfide:quinone oxidoreductase activity; FAD binding
Source: RefSeq, a predicted model, not a curated record